Molecule: messenger RNA, 1152 nt
Organism: Chrysochloris asiatica (Cape golden mole)
Lineage: Eukaryota; Metazoa; Chordata; Mammalia; Afrosoricida; Chrysochloridae
Gene: CD1E
Product: CD1e molecule
Exons: 6
Coding region: 1-1152 (383 amino acids)
Biological process (GO): immune response; antigen processing and presentation, endogenous lipid antigen via MHC class Ib; antigen processing and presentation, exogenous lipid antigen via MHC class Ib
Cellular component (GO): external side of plasma membrane
Molecular function (GO): exogenous lipid antigen binding; endogenous lipid antigen binding; lipopeptide binding
Source: RefSeq, a predicted model, not a curated record
AUGGACAUUGCAGAUCAUAAAUUGAUUCAUAUCCCCCCAGAUCCCCAGGACCCAGGACCCCCUCAUUCACCAGCAGAAGAACCUCUUGACUUCCAUCUGCUACAGAUCUCUUCCUUUGUAAACCACAGCUGGGCAGACAUCGAGGGCUCAGGCUGGCUAGGUGAGCUGCAGACACAUGGCUGGGACAAGACCUUGAGCACCAUUCGCUUUCUAAGGCCUUGGUCCCAGGGGAACUUCAGCAAGAAGGAGCUGAAGAACCUCCAGACAUUUUUCCAGUUUUACUUUCAUGGCUUCAUCCGGGAAGUGCAAGUUUUUGCCAGCCAGUUUCAGUUUGAAUAUCCCUUUGAACUUCAGAUAUUGUCAGGAUGUAGAAUUCGUGCUGGGGAGACCUCAGAAAGCUUCUUAAAAGGGGCAUAUAAAGGAACAGAUUUCCUAAGUUUCCAAGGGAGUUCCUGGCAGCCAUCUCCAGGAGCAGGGAGUCGGGCCCAGAAUGUCUGUGGGGUGCUCAAUAACUAUAGAGAUGUCAAAGAAAUUGUGCAGAGCCUUCUGAGUGUCACCUGCCCUCGAUUCCUGGCAAGCAUCCUUGAAGCAGGGAAGAUAGAACUAGAGCGGCAAGUGAAGCCAGAAGUAUGGGUGUCCAAAGGUCCUUCUCCUGGUCCUGGCCGUCUGAUGCUGGUGUGCCAUGUCUCUGGUUUCCAUCCAAAGCCUGUGUCAGUAAUGUGGAUGCGGGGGGAUCAGGAGCAACCUGGAACUUGGCAAAGUGGUAUCCUGCCCAAUGCUGAUGAGACCUGGUAUCUUCGUGUAACUUUGGAUGUGGCAAUUGGGGAAGCUACUGGCUUGUAUUGCCGUGUGAAGCACAGCAGUCUAGGAGGACAUGAUAUAAUCAUCCACUGGGAUGGUUACUAUAUGCUCCAGAUGUUGAACUAUUUGACUUUCGUAGUCAUUUUGGGCUCACUGAUUGUCCUUGUGUUUUGGUUUAAAGAGCGGAACUCAAAUGAGAACACCCUUACUUCCCAUGUGUCCCAUCUUGCCAAGGGAGCCAACACCCAGGGUCCGAGGAAUUCAGGAAAUCAGCUCUGCUCAGCUCAAGAAUCAUGGGGCAAGAACAGAUUCUUGAAGAAAUGGAAAGCAAUCCUGAAUCAACUCUACUGA